This is a messenger RNA of Drosophila virilis, 2200 nucleotides long. RefSeq names its product DDB1- and CUL4-associated factor 11. Gene Ontology annotation, cellular component: Cul4-RING E3 ubiquitin ligase complex. The record is from RefSeq and is a predicted model, not a curated record. Gene Ontology annotation, molecular function: protein binding. Lineage: Eukaryota; Metazoa; Arthropoda; Insecta; Diptera; Drosophilidae. Gene Ontology annotation, biological process: proteasome-mediated ubiquitin-dependent protein catabolic process.
CAGCUACUACUUUUAGUGUUGUAAAAAGCGAUUGCACCUGCUACGGCUUGCGCUCGAGAUAAGGGAAACAGCUGAUGGCACAGAUAUCGACGCGCCGCCACAGUCAGUUAUCGUCCAGCGUCAAAUCUAACAAACAACUAUUGGCAAUUGGACUAAAUUGCAUUUUUGGGUUGGCUUUCACAAUAGGAUGGGUAAUUCUAUCGGUAUCGUAAGCGAGGACGAUGAAUCAUUUGACAUAACCGAGGAUGGAUUUGGUUACAAUGUUAUCAAUUUCACAGUCAACACCAUGGACGUGCAUUUUCGUGCCCAAAAUAAUCACCCGAACAAUCUGCCCGUUUGUGAAAAGCCAAAUGUAGAUAAAUUUCGAACCACAGACAUGUACAAAGAGGUAAGAGCACGCAGCAGCCUGGCCAGCAAGCCCACAGAGCAGCGCUGGAAUCUGAUGCACGCACUGCAACAGCGCGAAAAUGGCCUCGCCUCGCCUGGCAGCGACUCGUUCUCACCAAAUCAACAGCGCUACUUCUCCAACAUGUAUAUACCCAAUCAUAGAUCGAUGCGUCUGAUGUCUCUGGACGCCAAAGUGUUUGUGACCAAGUUCAAUAAGAGUGGCAGCAAACUCCUGACGGCUUGUCAAAAUGGCUUUGUGCGUAUCUAUGAUGGCUCCAAGGGCACGUAUCACUUGCUGAAUCGCAUCAAUGCCCGCGAUGUACAGUGGAGCAUCACGGAUGCUGACUUCAGUCCGAACGGUCAGCAUUUUGCCUACUCCACCUGGUCGCGCUCAUUCUAUAUAAUGUCACUUAAUGGCUCCGACGACGAUUGCCAGUGGAUCGAUGUGAACGAGACAUCAAGCAGUCGAGUCGCCAUAUUCUCGCUUCGCUACUCGCCCACGGGCGACAAGAUUAUUGGCGGCAGCAACAAUGCCACCGUUAUAGUGGGCGAUGUUCAGACGCGUGCCACACAGAUUCUACGCACACAUCGCAUGCCCCAGACGGACGUGAAUGCUGUUAGCUAUGUGAACAACAAUGAUCCAAAUGUGAUAAUAGCCGGUUGUGACGAUGGCCUGCUCAAGGUGUACGAUUUGCGCACAUCGUUUCGCAGCCGCAGUCUGUCCAAGUGUGUGGUUUCGUUCAUUGGACACUUUGAUGGCAUUACGUACAUUGAUUCGCGAAACGAUGGCUACCAUGUUCUUUCCAAUUCCAAGGAUCAGAGCAUUAAAAUCUGGGACAUGCGCCAGCCCAGCAAUCUGCGUUUUCGCAGCAACGCACGACAGCAUCAGCUGGCGAUGACCAAUUGGGAUUAUCGCUGGGACCGCGUGCCGCGCGAAUUUUACAAUCCACACAAGGCGCUGGAUGGUGAUAGCAGCAUAAUGACAUAUCGCGGGCAUCGAGUUAGCAAAACCCUGCUGCGCGCCAAAUUCUCCCCGAUGGAGCAAACCGGACAGCGUUUCAUAUACACAGGCUGUGCCACAGGGCGUAUUAUAAUUUAUGACGUGCUGACUGGCAAAAUUCAAGAGGCUAUUGAGGGACACAAGAAUGUUAUACGCGACCUGGACUGGCAUCCAGUGCGCUCUGAAAUUGUCUCCAGUUCGUGGGAUACGCACGUGAAUCUGAACAACUACAACCGGAAUAUGGCCACACAAAAUUUGAAGCGUCGACGCAGCCAAACGCAGGACACAAGACCUUUGCGACGUUCGCGUCGCCUAGCUAACCGUAAUAACUUGCCUGACUAGAUUAAGCAAUUAUUUGUUUUUUAGCGUUGCCUUUUGAUAUUGCAUGUUGUAUAGAUUACGUUACAUAUUUAACAUUAGUUAAUAUAUAAGAUAAUUACAUUCAGUUCUUAGGGCUUACCAAGAAAUCAGACCACCAACGCUAUAAACCAAAACAUCACACAUAGACAUAAAAUUCCCUCUUGGUUCUCGCGAACAAGACUGAAGACACAUCGUAGAACUGCGCCAGCAGCCAUUACAAUCCCAACAUACCCGUUACCACAAAACUCAGGCAUAAUUUUAAUGUAUGAGCGUACACUUCCCUGGUAUCUAAUCUAAUCUGAGGCCUAGCGUGAAACUGCGCUAGCAGGCUCUGCAAUCCCGACAACAUAAAACUCAGACAUCAUUUUAAUGUAUGAGCGUACGUUUUCCUGGUAUUUAUUAUAAAGUAUUUUAUUGUUACAUAUUAAACAUGAAACUAUGUACAAAAUCUAA